AGCGGCCCCGACACCGCGUGCAGCACCUCCCGCCCGGCCGCCGCCAGCUCCCCGCCAGCAGGUCACUUCAGAACGAUGAGAAUGUUUAGUGUCUUUACAUUCAUGGCCUACUGCCAUUUGCUAAAAGCAUUUACGAUCACAGUUUCUAAGGACCUGUAUGUGGUAGAGUAUGGUGGCAAUGUGACAAUGGAAUGCAAAUUCCCGGUGGAAAAACAGUUAAACUUGUUUGCACUAAUCGUCUACUGGGAAAUGGAGGAUAAAAAAAUUAUACAAUUUGUGAAUGGAAAGGAAGACCUGAAAGUUCAGCACAGCAGCUACAGCCAGAGGGCUCAGCUAUUGAAGGACCAGCUCUUCUUGGGGAAGGCUGCGCUUCAGAUCACAGAUGUGAGAUUGCAGGAUGCAGGGGUUUACUGCUGCUUGAUCGGCUAUGGCGGUGCUGACUACAAGCGGAUUACUUUGAAAGUUCAUGCCCCGUACCGCAACAUCAGCCAAAGAAUUUCUGUGGAUCCUGUCACCUCUGAACAUGAACUAAUGUGUCAGGCUGAGGGUUACCCUGAGGCUGAAGUCAUCUGGACAAGCAGUGACCACCGAGUCCUGAGUGGCAAAACCACCAUCACUAAUUCCAAUAGGGAAGAGAAGCUUUUCAAUGUGACCAGCACGCUGAACAUCAAUGCAACAGCUAAUGAGAUUUUCUACUGCACUUUUCAAAGAUCAGGUCCUGAGGAAAACAAUACUGCCGAGUUGGUCAUCCCAGAACGACUGCCCGUUCCAGCAAGUGAGAGGACUCAUUUCAUGAUUCUGGGACCUUUCCUGUUGCUUCUUGGUGUAGUCCUGGCAGUCACUUUCUGUCUAAAAAAACAUGGGAGAAUGAUGGAUGUGGAAAAAUGUUGCACCCGAGAUAGGAACUCAAAGAAACGAAAUGAUAUACAAUUUGAAGAGACAUAAUCCAGCAUGGAAACUCCUGAUCUUAAAGCAGGGAUUCUCGGCCUGUGGUUUGAGUUCAGCAGAGCUACUCAUGACCAGAGCAGUGCAGAGGGCCAGGCAAGCUGCAGGCAACAUAGGGCUCAGAAGGCCCAAGUGGUGACCAGUGGAAGGUGGGAGAGAAGAGGAGGAGAACAAAGUAAUAAAGAGUAGAGGAGGUAGCCUGCAAGGAGACUUUGGCACUUCAAAACGACUGGGAGAAUCACAGGCACCUACAAAAGAAAGGAAGGACACUUCUGGAAGAGGAACCUCCCCAUGAACCGUCCAUCGCUCAUCCUAGGAAAACAAGUUGCGAUUCCCUGAUUUAAUGUGUCAGUUCCUGCAGAAGUGCACUUUGCCUUCGCUCAACGUCUCUAUUUGUCAUCUGUGUGACUGAAGGUCCCAGUGUUGCAACAGUAUUUAAGGAUGUUAUUUCUAUUUAUUUUGAGUCUUUGGAGUCUUGUCGUGUGAGUGUGGUUGUGAGUGAUUUCUUUGGAAGACACAUUGUAGUAGAAGUUAAAAUUUUGUCACAAAACUACAUUUACUGCUUAGUGAGUUGUGUGUGUUCAAUAAAACGUGUAGUAUU
Messenger RNA from Canis lupus familiaris (dog), 1546 nucleotides. RefSeq names its product CD274 molecule (gene CD274). Gene Ontology annotation, biological process: positive regulation of T cell proliferation; immune response; T cell costimulation. Gene Ontology annotation, cellular component: external side of plasma membrane. Bases 76 to 945 code for a protein of 289 amino acids. The transcript has 7 exons. Lineage: Eukaryota; Metazoa; Chordata; Mammalia; Carnivora; Canidae. The record is from RefSeq and is marked provisional.